AAUUAGUAUCAUAAUGUGCAAUGUUUACGAAAGUGUAUUGGUGCUUUUUUAGUGUUUGUGUAUAGUUUAAGGAAAUGCCUGUUGGAUUUAAAAUGCGUUCAGGAGUUGGUGUGUCAAACCAUAAUGGUGGGUAUGUACAUCAUCAGUAAGUCAGGAUGGACCACAUGAACCACGACCACGGCCACCAUGACGGGCACGAGGGACACGAGGGCCACGACGACCCCUGUGCGCAUGCGUCGCACGGACACGCCAUGGUUUUCCACGCGGGCGUGUGCCAGGAGAUCCUGUUCAGCGGCUGGAUGACGACGAACGCACUGGAGCUGUUUGGCUCGGCGCUGGCCAUCUUCUUCGCCGGCGUGCUGUACGAGGGGCUGAAGUACUUCCGCGAGGCGCUGCACGCGAGGGCCUCCUCCUCCACCGGCGACUCACGCGUCAACAUCACCAAGAGCGAGUGCGGGAACAAUGGGCCUUGCGGGGGAACUGCUGUUGUUAAGUACACGAUGCUGUCGUCAGGUCACGUGGUGCAGACGGUAUUACACUUCCUGCAGUCCACGGCCUCCUACACCCUCAUGCUGGUCUUCAUGACGUACAACGUGUGGCUCUGCCUGGCGCUGGUCCUCGGCCUCGCCGUCGGCUACUUCUUCUUCGGCUGGAGAAAGAAUACCGUCGUCGAUGUCAACGAGCACUGCCAAUGAAAGACAAGAUCCAGUGGGAGCCGCCAUACUGUGUGCAUGGUCAGCACAGACCGUAUAAUCGGUAGACAGAGCAAAAUUAAAGAAAUUUAAAACCUUCUUGUUUGUUA
Molecule: messenger RNA, 802 nt
Organism: Trichoplusia ni (cabbage looper)
Lineage: Eukaryota; Metazoa; Arthropoda; Insecta; Lepidoptera; Noctuidae
Product: high affinity copper uptake protein 1-like
Exons: 4
Coding region: 156-695 (179 amino acids)
Biological process (GO): copper ion transmembrane transport
Cellular component (GO): membrane
Molecular function (GO): copper ion transmembrane transporter activity
Source: RefSeq, a predicted model, not a curated record